GAGUCUGAGGAGAGCAUCUCUGGGGACACUUGGCCUACUAGGAGUGGGACCUUGGUGAGUGGUACGUGCAACAUAUUACUCAGACAGCAAGUCCUGCACACACACACCCUCCAACUUCCACCCCAGCUGUGGGUGAGGCCUUUUCUCAUACCCUCUCUGAAUUCUGGGACUAUAAAUUCCACUAAUCCUUGAGUUUUUCAGAUAGUAUCAGCAGUGCCUGAAACCCAACCUGUUGCUUACUCACAUCCUGACAAUCAGCUGCAGACUGCCACGACGGAGGAGCUCCUGACUUGUGCUCCGGAGAGACAGUAGCACAGCCAGGGCUGAUUCAGCAAGAAGCUGCCUAGGCGCCACCACCAUGCUCCGGGCAGCUAUCUGGUUCCCUUGGGGCCUGUUUCGUCCCAGCCCUGGGCUCUCGGUGAGAAUGACCAGCAGCACAAUAACCCAGAAGGGCAUCCUGGCCAAUCGAGUAGCUGUGGUCACCGGUUCCACUUACGGGAUUGGCUUUGCCAUCGCCCAGCGCCUGGCCCAGGAUGGAGCCCACGUGGUGGUCAGCAGCCGAAAGCAGCAGAACGUGGACCAGGCCGUGGCCACGCUGAAAGGGGAGGGGCUGAGCGUGACAGGCACUGUGUGCCACGUGGGGAAGGCGGAGGACCGGGAGCGGCUGGUGGCUACGGCCCUAGAACACUGUGGUGGCAUCGACAUCCUGGUGUGCAAUGCAGGCGUCAACCCUCUGGUGGGGAGCACUUUGGGGGCCAGUGAGCAGGUCUGGGACAAGAUCCUGGAUGUGAACGUGAAGGCCCCAGCCCUGCUGCUGCGCCAGCUGCUGCCCCACAUGGAGAACAGGGGGGGCACUGUCAUCCUGGUCUCUUCCAUUUCAGCUUAUGAGCCACUUGCGGAGCUGGGUGCCUACAUUGUAAGCAAGACAGCCCUGCUGGGCCUCACCAGGACGCUGGCACUGGAGUUGGCCCCCAAGGACAUCAGGGUGAACUGCCUGGUUCCAGGAGUGAUUGAGACCAACUUCAGCAAAGUGGUACGGAAGAACAAGACUUUUUGGAACAACUUCAAGGAAAAUCAUCAGCUGCAGAGGAUUGGGCGUCCUGAGGACUGUGCCGGACUUGUGUCCUUCCUGUGCUCUCCAGAUGCCAGCUACAUCACCGGGGAGAACAUUGCUGUGGCUGGCUUCUCCUCUCGUCUCUGAGUGGGUGGGGAUGAUGGUGCAGUUGUGGCUCUGGACCAGCAGCAGGAGAUCAUCUGGGUCUGGGGAUAGAAUUUGCAGCUCUGCCAGACUAGCAAUUUGGGAGCUCGCUUGUGCUAGGCUUGAGGAAGAAGAAAAACCCUUUAGUGUCUGUAUCCUCAGGACUCCUCGGUAUGACUAUGGUAGAUUCUACUAAUCCAAUCAGCAUUCGGGCUGGGCUCUCGGGUGUGGGGCUCUCUGUGUGGGGCUGUGGUGCUUAAGGAUUUUAUGUGGCUGAUGCUUUGAUGGAGCCUUAAGAGAAAGAAGAGGCUCAGGCACCUGAAUGAUUCCAGUUCUUUAAUCCUGUAAUUUGUGAUUUAAACAUUUCUUUCUUAAA
This is a messenger RNA of Nycticebus coucang (slow loris), 1574 nucleotides long. RefSeq names its product dehydrogenase/reductase SDR family member 2, mitochondrial-like. Gene Ontology annotation, molecular function: carbonyl reductase (NADPH) activity. Lineage: Eukaryota; Metazoa; Chordata; Mammalia; Primates; Lorisidae. The record is from RefSeq and is a predicted model, not a curated record. The transcript is spliced from 9 exons. The coding region runs from base 359 to 1201 and encodes 280 amino acids.